AUGACGGAGAUGGACAUAUGUCAAAGAUGCAGAACGAAUGAAACCACAGUGAUAUCGAGAAAGGAGAAAUUUUGUACAUCAUGUUUUACCAAAUUUAUAGUAUUAAAGCAACGUAAACAAAUGAUGUCAUCUGAUUAUUAUAGGGAUAUUUUCAAAAUUUUAUACAAAGAUAAAAUUAGAUCCGCUGAAGAAGCUCAUAUACAAAACUUGAAUUCAAGAAUAUUAGUACCGCUUUCCCUAGGCUCUUCCUCUUUGGUUCUUCUAGAUAUUUUAAAUAAGACGCUUGAUGAGCAAUUGGUACAGCAUCGUGGUAUUACCGGGUUUAGAGUAGAUGUUUUAGUUUGUUAUAGUAAGACAAGAGAUGAUAUUGAAGAAAUUAAUAGUAAAAUUGCUAAAUUGAAAUCAGAGAGGUACGCUUCAAAUAAAGAUAGGAUUACAUUCCAUGUAGUUUCCUUGGAUUCAUUUUUUGAAAAUUGUAACAAUGAAUUACGAAAAAUUAUUUUACAUAAUCAAACAUUUUCAUCCAUGGCAAUUGAUAUCAAGAACGAUCAGGACCAUAGUUAUGGAAUUGAUGAAUUAUUGAAAGCAUGUCCUAAUAGAUCUACACAGAUUGAUUUAUUGACUUUCAUAACGAGACAUGUAGUGAAGAAAUUUGCUUACCAACAUGAAUUUAAGGCAAUUCUGUGGGGUCAUUCAAUGACUAAAUUAGCUGAUGAAAUCAUUUCUUUGGUAGUUAAGGGUAGAGGUGAACAAAUUGCUACUAGUCUUGAUACUAAAUCGUUUGAUUUUAUCUAUGGAGGUGAUAAAUUCAAGAAUUUAUAUCCUUUAAAGGAUGUUCUUUUAGCUGAAGUGGACGCAUAUUGUGAAUUACAUGGUUUAAGUCAAUAUUUAGUUAAUUAUGAAACUAAAGAUACUUUAUUGGUGAAGAAAAAAGAUAUUACCGGUAAGAUGAAGAAUAAAAACAUUAAAUUAGUAAGAAAUAUGACUAUAAAUGAAUUAGCAAGGAAAUAUUUUGAUGACAUUGAAGGUGAUUAUUCUAACGUUAUCGCUACCGUCUUAAGAACAGGUGAUAAACUAGCUGAACCAGAAACACAAGCUGAUGCCACUACUACGGCUGCAUCAGCGGAUGAUAAAUGUUCAUUAUGUUUGGGUAAAUUACAUUCAAAUGCAUCAAAUUGGUUACGUUCCAUUGCUGUCAUUGAAGGUUUCCCAAUUGCGAAUGCUGAAGAACAAGAAUUGUAUGAUCGUUGGAGUCAAUCAGAAAUUGGUAUUGAAAUGGCCGAAUAUAUGAAAUUGAAAGAUGAUAUAUGGACACAUGGUGAAGAUAUAUUAUUAUGUUAUGGUUGUAUUAUUACAAUGAAUGGUAUCAAGAUGAAAAAUGUUACAUGGCCAAAAUUUAAUGAUAAAGAAUUAAAUGACACACUGAAUGAAUAUGUUUUAAGUGAUGCUGAAGGAGAGGAAGGAGAACCAGUCUCAGCUGAACUAUAA
Messenger RNA from Naumovozyma dairenensis CBS 421, 1488 nucleotides. It is a transcript of the gene NCS2, whose product is annotated as Ncs2p. Gene Ontology annotation, cellular component: cytosol. Gene Ontology annotation, molecular function: tRNA binding; sulfurtransferase activity. The transcript has a single exon. The record is from RefSeq and is a predicted model, not a curated record. NCBI's taxonomy places the organism in Eukaryota, Fungi, Ascomycota, Saccharomycetes, Saccharomycetales, Saccharomycetaceae. Bases 1 to 1488 code for a protein of 495 amino acids. Gene Ontology annotation, biological process: tRNA wobble position uridine thiolation.